UUUAAACUGAACCUCUCUCUCCUGAUAGUUUGCUUGUUUUAAAAAACUCUCAAGGAGAGCUUUGUCCACGGAUCAGCUUAAAGAGCCGAUACUGUAUGAAUUAGCAAGUAUGUGCGACAUCUCCUAGAUACGAAAGCCCUUGCCACCACGUAAUUUUCACACAUACGUUCAUCCGGGGGGAUAAUAUUGAAUCGUGUUUCAAGUCAUAAGUCACGGUAUUCUAACGUCGUUAGAAGUUUAAAAGCUAAAACUAGAAAUCAAACAUACAAACAACAAAAUAUACGUAAUCAGGCACUUUAAUAAGGGUAAAUGCUUUGCGCUGGUUUAAUACUCCUGCAAUGACGCUUUUCUGUCACGCCUCGUGUCGCUGCUCAAAGGAGCCCAAAAGCAAUUCCUUUGUGUUGAGUAAAAUACUUAACAUCUGCGCAAAGUAGAAGUAAAUGAGAGCAAAGGGGGUUAUUAAACUUUUCCCCCGCAGCCGACAUCUGAUCUGUCGCAGCAGUAGGCGGAGAGCUGCAGUCCCUUCCCCUCCCCCGUCUGUCGUCUUUGAUUCACUUUCAGAAGUCCUGCAUCCCUUCAAGUUUGCGGGAUACCUGACAGGUCGUGCGAAACCAACAUGGCAGACAGCGGUUCACCCGAAAGUGUGGAACAAGACGCAGGCAUUGUGAUCAAAGAUGAUUUUGCAGGCUACAGCUUGGAUCUGUUCUCCUAUCCAGAGCACUACUUUGAAGAUUUAGCAUGCGUCUACAUACCACAUGGAGUUAUCAUGGAUAGUCAUGACAUUGUUGUCCUCUGUGUCCUGAAAGGAGGCUAUAAGUUCUGCGCUGACCUGGUCGAAUUCAUCAAAGUCCUCAGCCGAAGCUCUGACAAAUCCCUUCUGAUGAGAGUCAAUUUCAUCAGACUAAAAAGCUACUGUAAUGACCAAUCAACAGAAGACAUACAGAUAAUAGGAGGAGAUGACCUGACAGUUCUCACUGGAAAGAACUGUGAGUGUGCAGCGCCUUGCGGUUUUGUCUUUGCGUUAAGAGAAAGAACUGUAGGCUUGGUACCAAAGUGCCACUGUUAUUGUUUCAGCUUGCUGGUGAAGAGAGUACCAAACGAAGGAGGCUGUCGUCCAGACUAUGUUGGAUUUGAAAUUCCAAACCAUUUCAUUGUGGGCUAUGCCUUGGACUACAAUGAGCAUUUUAGAGACCUCAAUCACAUAUGUGUAAUCAGCGAAGUAGGCAAAGAAAAGUAUAAGGUCUGAAGAUCACCCUUUCCAGCCUACAAAGAAGAGCAUAUUUGCUUACAUGAUGCUUGGACUCAAAGCACUGCAUGUUACCUCCUAGAUAGGACAUCUGGACACAAUGGACAGUAUUUCCUCACAUAGUCUGGAUACAGAUGACAGCACAUUUCCUCAUAAGGAGCUCCUGCAAGACAUGCUGUCAGUGGAUGAAGUACUGUAUGUUUGCUGAGUGUUCAGAUGUUCUCAACCACAAACUGUAUUACAGCCCCAACAGCCCCCAAAACAAUCUGAACAUAGGAAUAGUAACAAACUGUUUAUCUUAAGUAUUAAAUUCAAAGACUGGAUUAAGCCUGAAUAGUAAUUUACUUUGGUAUUUAGUAAUUCAGUUAAAACAGUUGCCUUUAAAUAUCAGUACCAAUAAUUAAAGAAUUAAAUGUAUUUAUUUCUCUUGGUCUUAAGAAGUUUUCCAUGUGAAUGUUUUUCCGAUUGCUGACCUCUGGUUUUUUCAAGUAGGAAUGAAUCUGAAGCAGGCUGUUCAUAUAUUUCAGUCUUUCCAUACCAUUUCCCAGCUGUCUCAGGAUACCCAAGAAAAACUCACCUGGGUAUUAAUAAUCAUUGGUGGAGACUUUGAACUUUAACAUUUAAACAAAAUUAGACAGAACCUUAUCUUACACACUCUUGCCCAAGGACUUGGAAUUCCAUCAGGAUCACUAACGUAAAAGGUUGACCUGCCCGUCAACCAACUACAGCUUCGGUAGAAGAUCUGUCCCACCUGUUCACACUCAAUGUGGGCUUAUUGAAGAGCUGCCUUUACAAUGCUAAGAUGCUCAGUCAUCUUGAUUUGUUGCUUGUGCUGGCAUUCUCAUCGUAUGUACUUUCCGGGCUUCGACCGUGUUUGCUUGAUCUGUGUUUUGAAUUUCCCUUGUAUUGCUUUGCUGAGUUUUCCUGGCUUUGAACUUGCUUGGAGUGUCUCGAUUCUGUCUACAGAUUUCACCAGUUUUAACCCUCAGUUUUGACCUCUGCCUUUUUUGGAUUACACCCCUGGACUGUGGUUCUGUUUUGCCUGCUUCUCCCCGCCUUGUGUAAUGCUCACCUGCUGCUGUGUGUUUCGCCUGGCUGUCCACUUUUACCUGCUUUUGGAUCCAGCCCACAACCUCUGAUCGCUGCACCUGCUUGUAGCCGCAGCAGUAAGAACAGACCCUGGGAUUCUCACAACAAUACAACAUUCUAGAACUCGCAUCACCCUUAAGCUAGAGUGACUUAGGGGCUCUAUAUAUUGUAUCUUUUCUUGACUAUUGUUUUGAAGUUGUGCGAGGUAAUGCACUUCAUGAUAACAUGUGAUCUGAACCCUGCUUGAUUUUCUAGACAAGCUCACUUGACUGUGUCACAGCUUGAGGGGAAAGGGUGGUAAUAGAAAAAUGACUAGCAUAUCUGGACUCCCAAGUAGUUUUUUUCUGACAAGAUCUGAGGUGGUUGAGCAUCAAAGUACCAUUUUUAUGUCUGAGUUAUCAUUGGAAUGUCCAAUUUAUGGAAGAGAGUUUGAUGCAACUGUACUCCUUCAUAAGCACUCAUGUGCUAUUUUCUUGCAAAUAUUUAUGAUCCAAACAGAUGUUGAAUUCUUUUUCAGUGUCAUUCAUUAUGGUCAUUAUGCUGUAUAGCCUGUUGAUCUUUUCAGUUCAGGCGUGGUUACUUUUCUUUUUAGCAUAAGUAAAGGUCCAUUACCCAGAUACCCAGAUAAUUCUGUUCUGUAACUAUGCACGUUGACAGAGAUGUUUGUGACAUUGCAUAUAUCCUGGAUCAAUCCCUUUCCAGGAGUGAUUUGGUGGGAGCUGUGCUGUUGUAAAAGACACCACAUACCUUGCUAAAAAUGGAUUUGUGAAGUUAUGGACAAGUCACAUGACCUGAAAGUAAUUUAUAUUGCUGUUAAAGGCUUACUGUUGAGACAUGAUGUCCAUUUCUUUCAUUCAUUUCAGCUUGUACUGUUAUGAGGCUGGUAUAUUGUUGGACUAAUAAAUGUGGUAUCACUUUCUAA
Lepisosteus oculatus (spotted gar) is the source of this 3257-nucleotide messenger RNA. The record is from RefSeq and is a predicted model, not a curated record. Lineage: Eukaryota; Metazoa; Chordata; Actinopteri; Semionotiformes; Lepisosteidae.